CGCGGGACAUAUAUUGCAAGUUAAACAAGGCUGUUGACUUCAAUAGUGUUGCGAUACCAAAAAGCGAUAUUGUUUAGUCAAAACAACAUUGUGUGGUUGACGAGGAUGCGAGCUCAACAAUGUUGCGAGAUCAACAAUGCUGCGAAUUACGACUUUGUGUGGUCAACGACGCCGAGAGAUCAACAAUCUAGCGUCGAGUAUGCGGUGGUGAGGGGUAAAACAACAAUGUUGUUUUAAUCGAUGGCGUUGUUGUGAUUCGAACUGUGGUACAAAGUUUAUGUGUGUGCACAUGACUUUUACGCAAGGAAGAUUGGAGAACGGAUGUGAAGCAGUUGAAGACUACAACUUCGUGUAGAAAGGAUGGAGCAUGUGGGAGACAAAGGUGAGGCGGGUUCACACCGUGAAGACUACGAAAGUGAUUUUGAUAAAAGCACAGGAGCAAGGAGAGAGAAAAGUAGGACAAUCAAAAAUCAACAUAGAAACACAUCUGUCAAAAUUUUCUUUUCUCUGUAACUCCCUUGCGGAGCUCCUUCUAGAAAGGAUCUCCAUAGUUGUAGUCGUAGAGUAGUUGCGAAGCUCUCCACAGGAAUCUCCCUAGGAGUAGUGUUAACAUAGAUUCCCCAAAAACUCAAACACCCUUUUUCGAACAUUGUUUGGAGUGGUGUGAACUGUAAUAACGAUCGUGUUGGUUAGAAUUCAUUGGUGUAUCAAUUCAAUCAAAUCAACACCGUCGUUUGGCAUGGCGACGAUGAUAUUUGAUUUCACGUGGAACACAACUCCUUGUUCGCAUUAACCCCAACCUAGCCAGCAGCUAGAGACUACUACUUCAUAAAGGUGGCCCAAGUUUGCCUAGACUCAAGCAUCUAAGAUCACAAAUAUCCAAUUUCCCUUCAACUUUUGGAAAAUUGAUAUGGGUCUAAGCAAUCGUAGCUUUUAACCUUCUACCCUCGACCACAUUCCAUAAAAAAUACUACACAUUUUCUCAAUAAAUAACAUAUAUAAUUGGGUGUAUCAUAAAUACUAACAUCCAAAAUGCGUGUCUAAUGUGGAUACCAAUCAUUCAAUAAUAUAAAUAAAUCAUCAGCAAAGUGGAGUUAGCCAUGUGUUCUUACAUAUUAUCUUUGACAUACUACAAGUGAGUGUAAAAGAAGUAUGAGUCUAACCAAACAUUCAAAUCUGUAAUCUAUAGGUUAAAAAAAUACAAUAUUGAUAAAUCAAAUCUUCAUUUUCUACUUUCUUAUAUACUAAAUCAUAAAGAAGAUGUGAUAAAUCUCUAAAAUUAUCUAAUGAAAUAAGAGAACCUCCAUUGCUAUUUGCUACCAACAAACAUAAAUUAAAUUUCAUUAUAUGCAUUGAUUAAUUUACACUAUAUCUUUUUUUUAUGAAACUAUAUCCAUUUAUUUGAUCAUCUUUCCAGCUUUGAAUUUUGGAACUAAGAAAAUAAAGAGUGAACAAAAUAGAGAUAUUUUUCUGUUCCAAAACAAAAUUUUAUGAAUGGAGGAGAAUCAGCAGAUAAAAAGGAAUUGGAAAAUAGGAAAACAAAAAACGCGAGGAAAAGAAAAGAGAGAGGUUAGGGUUUUCCUAAAACCCUUUGGUCAGUUGGUGACUGAAGACUGAAGACGCCAAUAGCCUGAAAGUGGCGCGUCUCUGCUGCAUGUGAAACCACACUAAAACCCAUCGCUUUACUUUCUCAUCUCAUCAACAACAGAAUUUACUUCCCUUUCAGAGAUGGCUGGCACGAGAGAGCUAGCCGCAACGGCUACUGAGUUCUUGGGAGGGAUACAAGGGCAAACUCUGUUCUUACACAGAGAUUCAUCCCUCAACAGGCGAAACCAAUUGAUAUUGGGAACCCUCCGCGCCGGGCACAAGUCUAAUGUGGGAAUAUCUGGUAGAAAAGCGAUUUCACUGAGAUGCUCUUCGAAUUCGAAAAAGACAAGAGCUUUGGUUUCCGCGGGAGUGAGCAGUUCCGUUGAUGAACAUCCCAGGUUGGUUGACGAACCAGCACCAGAGAUUAUCCAUUUUUAUCGGGUACCCUUUAUUCAAGAGAGUGCCACUCUUGAAUUGCUCAAGUCAGUUCAAACAAAAGUGUCGAAUGAGAUUGUGGGGUUACAGACCGAGCAGUGUUUUAAUGUUGGGCUCACUUCCCAGCUUUCCAGCGACAAGCUUGGUGUUCUUAGGUGGCUUCUUCAGGAAACGUAUGAGCCCGAGAAUUUGGAUACCCAGAGCUUCCUCGAGAAGAAGAAGAGAGAAGGAUUGAGUACUGUUAUAGUCGAGGUUGGUCCCAGGUUGUCUUUCACCACUGCUUGGUCUGCGAAUGCUGUCUCAGUUUGCAAAGCUUGUGGACUAACUGAGAUCACAAGAAUGGAAAGGUCCAGGAGGUAUUUGUUGUUCACUAAGGGUUCUUUACAUGAUCAUCAAAUCAAUGAGUUUGCUUCCAUGGUUCACGAUCGAAUGACCGAGUGUGUUUAUGUUCAGAGGUUAACUUCUUUCACGACCAGUUUGGUUCCCGAGGAAGUUCGCUUUGUGCCUGUUAUGGAGAGGGGUCGGAAGGCCCUGGAGGAGAUCAAUCAGGAGAUGGGUUUAGCGUUUGAUGAGCAAGAUUUACAGUAUUAUACCAGGCUGUUCAGGGAAGACAUCAAAAGGAACCCUUCGACUGUGGAGUUAUUCGACAUUGCACAGUCUAAUAGUGAGCAUAGCAGACAUUGGUUUUUCACUGGAAAAAUUUUAAUUGAUGGAGAACCUAUGAACAGAACGCUUAUGCAGAUUGUGAAGAGUACUUUACAGGCAAAUCCAAAUAACUCAGUAAUUGGCUUCAAGGACAACUCUAGUGCAAUCAGAGGUUUCCCAGUGAAGCAUUUACGGCCAAUGAAGCCUGGUUUGCCUUGUCCGUUGGAAGCGGCUUCUCGGGAUCUUGAUGUUUUGUUUACAGCCGAGACACAUAAUUUUCCUUGUGCUGUGGCACCUUACCCUGGAGCUGAGACAGGUGCUGGGGGUCGAAUCAGGGAUACCCACGCAACAGGCCGGGGCUCAUUCGUGGUUGCAUCUACAGCUGGCUAUUGUGUCGGAAAUCUAAAUAUAGAGGGAUCAUAUUCACCUUGGGAAGAUCCUUCAUUUGCAUAUCCAUCAAACUUGGCAUCACCCUUGCAGAUUCUUAUUGAUGCUAGCAACGGUGCAUCAGACUAUGGAAACAAAUUUGGGGAACCCUUGAUUCAAGGUUACACUAGAACAUUUGGAAUGAGACUUCCAAGUGGGGAGAGGAGAGAAUGGUUGAAGCCAAUUAUGUUCAGUGCCGGAAUCGGGCAGAUUGACCAUAUCCACAUAACUAAAGGGGACCCUGAUAUUGGAAUGUUAGUGGUAAAGAUUGGAGGUCCUGCUUACCGUAUCGGCAUGGGAGGCGGAGCAGCAUCCAGCAUGGUUAGUGGACAGAAUGAUGCUGAGCUUGAUUUCAAUGCCGUACAACGUGGAGAUGCUGAGAUGGCACAAAAGCUAUAUCGUGUUGUGCGUGCCUGCAUUGAAAUGGGGGACAAGAAUCCUAUUAUUAGCAUCCACGAUCAAGGGGCCGGUGGGAACUGCAAUGUUGUGAAAGAAAUUAUUUAUCCGAAGGGGGCUGAGAUCGAUAUCCGGGCAAUUGUGGUUGGUGAUCACACCAUGUCAGUUCUCGAGAUAUGGGGUGCCGAGUAUCAGGAGCAAGAUGCAAUCUUAAUAAAACCUGAAAGCCGGAGUCUCUUGCAGUCGAUGUGUGAUAGGGAAAGGCUGUCUAUGGCUGUUAUUGGGACAAUAAGCGGUGAAGGACGUGUUACUCUAGUUGAUAAAUUAGCUAUUGAGAAAUCCCGUUCUAGUGGACUCCCUCUUCCUACUCCUGCUGUAGAUCUUGAGCUUGAUAAAGUUCUUGGCGAUAUGCCACAGAAGACUUUUGAAUUCCACCGGGUUGCAAAAGCUCAAGAGCCCCUUAAUAUUGCUCCUGGGGUCACUGUAUUAGAUGCCUUGAAGAGGGUAUUACGUCUUCCAUCUGUGUGUUCAAAGCGGUUUUUGACAACAAAAGUUGAUAGGUGUGUCACAGGGCUUGUAGCCCAGCAACAAACUGUCGGUCCAUUGCAGAUUACACUUGCUGAUGUUGCUGUCAUUGCUCAGAGUUAUUCAGACCUCACUGGAGGUGCUUGCUCUAUUGGGGAACAACCAAUUAAAGGUUUGCUCAACCCAAAAGCUAUGGCCAGAUUGGCUGUCGGAGAAGCACUCACAAAUCUGGUGUGGGCAAAGGUGACAUCUCUUUCUGAUGUUAAAGCAAGUGGGAAUUGGAUGUAUGCUGCCAAACUUGAUGGAGAAGGAGCUGACAUGUAUGAUGCUGCAACGACACUUUCAGAAGCCAUGAUUGAACUUGGUAUUGCAAUUGAUGGAGGCAAGGACAGUUUGUCAAUGGCUGCGCAUGCAUCUGGUGAGGUUGUUAAGGCACCUGGUAAUCUGGUUAUUAGUACCUACGUCACUUGUCCCGACAUAACAAAAACGGUAACUCCUGAUCUGAAGUUAGGGAAUGAAGGUGUUUUGCUUCAUAUUGACUUGGGCAAGGGAAAUCGGCGAUUAGGAGGUUCUGCCCUUGCUCAAGCUUUUGAUCAAAUUGGAGAUGAAUGUCCUGAUCUAGAUGAUGUUUCCUACCUGAAAAAGGUUUUUGAUGGCGUCCAAGAUCUGAUCACAGAUGAAAUAAUCUCCUCUGGCCAUGACAUUAGUGACGGUGGCUUACUUGUCUGUGCAUUAGAAAUGGCAUUUGCUGGGAAUCGGGGGUUGAUUUUGGACUUGCGGUCACAGGGUAAAGGUCUCUUCCAGACCCUAUUUGCAGAAGAGCUUGGCCUGAUUGUUGAGGUUAGCAGGCAAAAUUUAGACAAGGUAAUGGGAAAACUUAACAGUGGAGGUGUUACUUCUGAAAUUAUUGGUCAAGUAACUGCCUCUCCCAUGGUGGAACUCAUUGUUGAUGGGCAAACUCAAUUUAAAGAAGAAACUACUCUUCUCAGAGACAUGUGGGAGGAUGCCAGUUUUCAGCUUGAGAAGUUUCAAAGAUUGGCUUCAUGUGUGGAGUCAGAGAAGGAAGGUUUGAAAUUUAGACACGAGCCGUUAUGGAAAUUGUCUUUCACACCAUCCUUUACUGAUGACAAAUAUCUCUCUGCAACUUCAAAACCCAAAGUGGCCAUAAUCCGGGAGGAAGGAAGCAAUGGAGACAGGGAAAUGUCUGCUGCACUCUAUGCUGCUGGGUUUGAACCAUGGGAUAUAGCUAUGUCCGAUCUUCUCAAAGGAGCCAUAUCUCUUGGCGAAUUCCGGGGUAUCGUGUUUGUGGGAGGUUUUAGCUAUGCUGAUGUGCUUGAUUCUGCAAAAGGUUGGUCCGCCUCAAUUCGGUUCAACCAGCCUCUACUGACCCAAUUCCAGGAGUUCUACAGGCGACCAGAUACUUUCAGUCUCGGUGUUUGUAAUGGUUGCCAGCUCAUGGCUCUUUUGGGGUGGGUCCCUGGUCCACAAGUUGGUGGUGUGCUUGGUGCUGGUGGUGACCCUUCACAGCCAAGAUUUAUUCACAAUGAGUCUGGUCGGUUUGAGUGCCGGUUCACAAGUGUGACCAUACAAGACUCUCCUGCUAUAAUGCUCCAAGGAAUGGAAGGUAGUACACUGGGAGUGUGGGCAGCUCAUGGCGAGGGGAGGGCAUAUUUCCCUGACGAUGGUGUUCUCGAUCGAGUUAUUCAUUCGAAUUUAGCACCAGUGAGAUAUGCUGAUGAUGAUGGCAAUCCUACAGAAACUUACCCUUUUAAUGUGAAUGGUUCUCCAUUAGGAGUAGCUUCAAUUUGCUCACCUGAUGGGCGGCAUCUUGCGAUGAUGCCUCAUCCCGAACGUUGCUUCUUAAUGUGGCAAUUCCCCUGGUACCCAACCAACUGGAAUGUAGACAAGAAAGGCCCUAGCCCGUGGUUGAAGAUGUUCCAGAAUGCCAGGGAAUGGUGCGCCUGAGGUAGGCUUAGAUUUCUUUUGUUGUUGUCAUUUGCUUGUUCUUCUUGUGCCUCUGCUUACUGAUUUAAUUUCGGUCCUUUUACCAGCAGCAUGUAACCUUCUUAGUCACCACAUAAACUGCAACACACAUGAUUGUUAAAAGCUUUGCCGAAGUUCAUAUGGCGAUGGUGUGGCUGAAUAUCAGAGACUAGUUGGUGCAGCAGUUGGAGAGCUUGAUUUUCGUGUCAUGUUCAUCAAUGUUGAAGGCUGCUUAUGUCAAGUAGAUUCUAUACCGUAUGACAUGUUCUUAUUAGAAACUUUUUUGAUUGAAGAACCAUCUUUUUUACCCGAAUAAGAAUCCUUUCCUUGUCUUUUUUCCAUUAAACAUAUCUUGUAUCGAAUGGAAGGAAUUCUACUGAUGUUUCAGCAGGUCGAUGCAUUUUUUAUUCUAUUGUUCACUUCGUUGCUCUUGCAACAGUACGCUGUACAUAUUUGGUGAUCAUGCGAAUACUGAGAGGCAUUUCGUUCACCCACAGGCUACAGCUGAGUGAUAACUGAUAACUUGUGUAGUUGAUCUGUUCUGGAUGGUGAGAUAUUUAGAAAUUCACUGAAGUUCCGUUUGGUUUGAAACCCAAAACCAUAGUGUACAAUCUACAUUUCUAGUUACAAAAUAUGGAGAUCCAACAAAACUUUGCCCACAUAUGGCGACAAAAGAAUCUCCUGUUAUACAAGCUGAUCUACUGCUUCUGAUCCUGAUGUGGUGCUUCUUCUUAGUUGCCAUUGUUACUGCUGUCAGGCCAACAUGGAAACAACUCAAUGUCAACUCCUUUAAGGAGGUCAUCUAAGCUGCAUGGGGGAGAGUUGCAGAAGGGGUUGUGAUUUUCCCAUCCAUACACAGUGGCAAGCUCUGGGAUCAUCUUGCUGUCAAAAUCUUGAUUUCCAGCCAUUAUAUUUUCGUGAUUCUGUUGGCAGUGUGUGUUUAUAGCAUUUGGAUGUGGAGAAAGCUGUGUUUCGCAGUUUGAGGCAGAAGAACUUGCAUGCAAACUAGUAGAGCUGCCAGCAACCCCAAUGACAGAGUUCAAACCCAUUUGGUGGCUAAGAAUUUCAAUCUCCUGCUGUAAGCUGGAAACCUGCGGACAGACACAUAGGUAAGAUUGGUGGUCUGUGAAGUCCUGUUCCUUUCGAACUCUGAGUGAAAUUCUUCUAGCUGAUUCUUACAGGGAUAUGAUCAUGCAUGAAGAGACAAAGAAAGAGCUUGAAACCUGGUGUUGGAGUGCUAUGAUGUAGGAAACACAGCCAUAUAUUGGAUCCCCCAUGCGAGCUCGGGCCUCAUAAGCAAUAGUCACUGCAGCAUCACCUCGAUAGUUUACAGGUAAGUGAAGUAGUAGCUUUGAAACAUUGCUGGCACCAAAAACUUUGUGCACUGCUGCAAAGUGGGUUGCAGCCUGAUCAUAACUGAAGUAAGGUGCAAAAACGCACUCUUUCAUCAUGCACCUUCUUCUUAGGAACUUGCAUGCACCACAUGAAGAGCCUAGACCUGUCAUUGUUUUCCCACUUUUUUCGUUUUCUAACCUCUCUUCGAGUGGAGGGGGUUUAAACUUUAAACCUUGUACCAAGGGUGGAAUGGAAUUGGUUUAGGAACUUGUGUUAUUUGCUGUUUAUAGUAAGGCUGAGGGGUCGUAUAUCCUUUUUUCUGUACCAAGAGACAUUCUCACUUUUUCACAAAAGUAGGUGUCUUUAGGGUCCCCUUUAUGGGCUACAUUUUUCGAUUCUCAAAUUGGGUAUGCUUUCUUUCUAUAUUAAUGCCUCAAACAAAAGAGCAUUUCUAUUUCAAUAAAAUUCUCUUGUAAAU
This is a messenger RNA of Linum trigynum, 7810 nucleotides long. Lineage: Eukaryota; Viridiplantae; Streptophyta; Magnoliopsida; Malpighiales; Linaceae. The record is from the annotation of a GenBank genome assembly.